Elaeis guineensis (African oil palm) is the source of this 3058-nucleotide messenger RNA. RefSeq lists its product as uncharacterized. The record is from RefSeq and is a predicted model, not a curated record. Lineage: Eukaryota; Viridiplantae; Streptophyta; Magnoliopsida; Arecales; Arecaceae.
GACCGUAAUGGGAGAGCCCCUUUACCAAUGCUUGCAUGCAUCUAAAAGAAUGGGAUUAAGCCAAUCAUGGUUCUCUCCGCUAUCCAUAGCAUAGCUAAUUAUCAACAUCGGAGUUACAAAAUGAAGUGGGGCACCUACAAUGAAUUACAUCUCUCUCAGCAAAGGAUGCUUAUCUCUUAUUCUCACCUCUAGCAAUCCAAGCUACUACAACCCAUGAAUAGGUGUUAAUUGAGCCGAGCUUGAGCAAGCCUAUGUCCGAUCAAUCUUGCUUCUCUGAAUGAUACCUAAUUUAUUUAGCAUUAUUUCAAUCUCAAUUCAAGCUUAAUUUCAAAUGAAACUAAGGAAAAGCCUACUUAUUAAUCUGGAAUCAAAUACCUUGGUUCUACAGAUGUUGUUCUUGAGCGUUAUGUUGUUUUUGGCUCCAGCAAAAGGGAAUACAGGGGUUAGGGGUUCCCCUCAUCUAGUGGGGAAAUCCGAUGAGGCCAAAGGGAAAUCAUUGGAGAUCAAAGGGAAAGAAUCGAUUGGGGUGAAGGAUUAUGGAGGUUCACAAUUGGAGGGUGAUGGAGGUUCGCCUUCGCGACUUUCUUCUUCUCCACCGAGAGGUCAACCAGGAGUGGCGAUGCAACCUUGGAAUCAAGUAGUCCAGGAACAAAGACGAUUUUGCUGGGAAUCUUUGAAGGUUUCUAAGGCUGAGAUUGCUGUGCUUGAAAGUAUAUUUCAAAAGGCCGUUGGGUUCACUGAGGAGGACAUUCAAGGUUCGUUAGAUCGAUGGAAAUUUGUACUCAUACCUGCUGAGCAGGAAAGAAUUCUUGCUCAAGGUCCUUGGACUCUGGUUGGACAAAUUUUAGCCUUAGGACCUUGGCAUCCUGGUUUUCGUCCAGGGUGUGAUAAGAUAUCUAAGGUAGCUGAGUUGAAUAACCAAACACAUGAGGUGAUGGUUCAGCAGCUUCAACUCACUCUUCUUCCCCAUCAGGAUGCAUCUCCAUCAAGAGAAGGUAAGAAAAUUUUGGAUGUUACUGGUUCUAUGGGGACGGGGUUGGAGGGUUCGAACAGGGCUUCUCCUUCUAAUCUUUAACAAUGAAGAUGAUUGUGUGGAAUUGCAGAGGAGCUGCAAAUCCAUCCUUUGCAAAUCAUACAAAAAUACUCUUAACAAAAGAAAAACCUGAUAUUACGUAUUUUCUUGAAAUCUAAUUAUGGAGUGAUGCUUUUUAUAGAAUAAGUAGAUUUUUGGAUUACGAAUGAAGUGUUUAUAUGAUUCUAGCUGUCAGUUUGUCAGGAAGCAUUGUGGUAGCUUAGCAUAAGUCUUUAGAAAAACUUUCUUUUAUAUAUGUUGCAAGGCAGAUUAUUUUUGGUGUCAUUUCUGUUCCCAAUAAAUACAGCUAGAUAUUAAGAUUAGUCUAUGCUAGUACUUCUUAUAUUGAGCAUUGGAACUUAUGGAAUCAGAUCCAGUCAAUGAUGUCUAUGGGAUUUUUAUUUUUGUUGGUUGGUGAUUUUAACUAUUUCCUAAACUCGAAGGAUAAAAGGAGAGGUAGACAUUUUAGGGUUGAUCAUGAAGUUAGGAAAUUUAGAGCUUGUUUGUGUCAAACUGGCCUCAUUGAUUUAGUGUUCAUGGAUCCAAAGUAUACUUGGCGUAAUAAUCGUCUGUGUAUAGCUAGGGUCUGGGAGAGAAUAGAUAGAGCUUUUAUUUCUUCAGGCUGGUUGAAUUUGUAUGUUGAAUCUCUUGUUAUCCAUUUGGCUAGGUUUGCUUCUGAUCAUUGUCCUCUAUCUAUUAUGGUGUCUAAUCAUAUCAGAAGAGGCCCUACUCCAUUUAGAUUUGAAAAAUUUUGGUUAUCUUAUAAUUCUUUGACUAACAUUGUACAGCAAGCUUGGCAGCAUGAUGAAAACAUCACUUCAGACAAUCGCCUCAAUAAACUUCUCCAGAAUGUUUGUGUGGCCAUUAAAAAUUGAAAAACCAGGUUAGGUAGCUUGUUUCAAAAAGGUAAGCUUUUGUAUUUACAAAUUUAUGAUUUGUAAAUAAUGAAAGCAAAUUUGGGGGGUCUUUCUCCAUUACUUUAUAAUCAGUUGCUAAAGUUGCUAAUGGAGUAUAAUGCAAAUUUGAAUCAUCAAGAACUUCUUUGGAGGCAAAAGCCUCAGCAAACCUGGUUGCAAGAAGGUGAUGCAAACACUCGAUAGUUUCAUAUAUCCACUAUUAUGCGAAGGAGGAAAAAUAGAAUAAUAAAAAUAGUAGAUCCUCAUGGUAAUUGUUUAACUAAACAAGAGGACAUUCAUAGUUUGUUACUUGAUCAUUUCAUGCACCAUUGGCAACAAGAUGAAAAUAUAUUGCAGUUAGAUUAUCCUUUACUAACUCCUUUAAUUUCUUCUGCACAAAGCAUAAAUCUAACUAAAUGAGUGUCAGAUGCAGAGAUUGAAGAUGCUAUCCAUAAUAUGCAAUCUGAUAAAGCUCCAGGAUCAGAUAGAUUUUUUGUGUUAUUCUUCCAAUAUUUUUGAUCAAUAAUUAAAAAUAAUAUAAUAUUAGCAGUCAAAUAUUUCUUCGACACAGGUAUGUUGUCAUCUACAUGGAAUCAAACUUUCAUUAUUCUUUUGCCAAAAAAAUCUAAUCCUCAAACACCUAACGAUUGUAGGCCAAUUAGUUUAUGUAAUACUAUAUAUAAAAUUUUGGCAAAAAUUUUGGUUACUCGUCUUAGGUCUGUUCUUCCUUGAUAUCUAAAGAGCAAGGUGCUUUUAUUUUGGGUAAAAAUAUUUUUACCAAUAUUCUCAUUACUUAAGAGUUAAUGCAUUCUUUAGCUAGAGCAUCCAGAUCAUGUAGAUUAAUGAUGAUUAAACUUAAUAUGGAGAAGGCGUAUGAUAGAAUAAAUUGGAGUUUUUUGUUUCAUAUCAUGCACAUGUAUGGCUUUCAUCAAAUUUUCAUUACUUGGAUCAAAGUUUGCAUUCAAUUUUCUUAAUUUGCUCUGCUUAUUAAUGGAUCACCUACACACUGGUUUAUUGGCACUCGUGGUAUUAGACAAGAUUGUCCUCUUUCCUCUUAUCUUUUUAUCUUUGUGGCUCAAACUUUUUUCAA